Messenger RNA from Kluyveromyces lactis, 1161 nucleotides. RefSeq names its product CDC50/LEM3 family protein. Gene Ontology annotation, cellular component: endoplasmic reticulum; Golgi apparatus; plasma membrane. Bases 1 to 1161 code for a protein of 386 amino acids. The transcript has a single exon. The record is from RefSeq and is a predicted model, not a curated record. Lineage: Eukaryota; Fungi; Ascomycota; Saccharomycetes; Saccharomycetales; Saccharomycetaceae.
AUGAGGCUUUUCUCAAACCAUCGAAAUUCAGUUGAAUCUGAAGAAGUACCUUCGAGUAGGAAAUCUAAAAGACCACCAAACAGUGCUUUCAGGCAACAGAGAUUGAAAGCAUGGCAGCCGAUCUUAUCCCCACAGUCAGUUCUCCCGCUAUUGAUUAUAGUAGCGGCUAUCUUUGCACCAAUCGGAAUCGGGCUCAUAAUAACUGUCAAUAACGUUCAAAAUUUAAGUAUCGACUACAGUGAUUGUCGGACGCUAGCUGGAGGGAGUUAUAUUAACAUCCCAUCGAAAUAUGUGAGAUACCACUUCAAGGGUAAGCCAUCUGCUGCUCCCCAAUGGAAAGUGAACUCAGCAGAUGGUAUAACCAAGUGCUACCUAAAGUUUGAAGUUCCAAACGAUAUUAAGAAAUCUAUUUACAUCUAUUACAAAUUGACCAACUUUUACCAAAACCACAGAAAGUACGUUUCUUCGUUUGAUAUCAGGCAAUUAAAAGGUGAAGCAGUGGAUACUGAUGACUUAGUCAGUGAGUGUAAACCGCUCAAGGAAUCUGACGGUAAGGCGAUAUAUCCAUGCGGUUUAAUCGCUAAUUCCCUCUUUAACGAUACCAUUUCAUUAUCCUUGAACAACACGUCUAACGAAAACGACUCAUAUGAGUUAACGAACAAGGGAAUUUCAUGGAGUACCGAUAGGAAGAGGUACAAGAAGACGAAAUACAACGCUUCUCAGAUAGUGCCUCCUCCAAAUUGGAGUAAAAAAUACCCAGACGGUUAUACUGAUGAUAAUAUUCCAGACGUUUCAACAUGGGAAGAACUACAAGUAUGGAUGAGAACUGCAGGUCUACCCAAGUUCUAUAAACUAGCUGCAAAAAACGAAACUAGCACGUUGAAAAAGGGUACUUACGAAACCACUGUCGAGUUAAAUUAUCCAGUACAGAUCUUUGGAGGAAGUAAAUCUUACAUCUUGACAACAAAUAGUAUUAUCGGUGGCAGAAACAUGUCGCUAGGGAUAGUAUACCUUAUCGUGGCCGGUAUUGCAAUCUUGUUCGGUGUAAUAUUUGUCAUUAAAUUGAUUAUCACUCCAAGAAAGAUGGGAGAUCACACAUUCUUGCACUUCGCGGAACAAGACGAUGAAAGUCAACUUCCUGCUUCCUCUUCAACCACAUAA